Pecten maximus is the source of this 8656-nucleotide messenger RNA. RefSeq lists its product as uncharacterized. Gene Ontology annotation, molecular function: DNA-binding transcription factor activity, RNA polymerase II-specific; RNA polymerase II transcription regulatory region sequence-specific DNA binding. Lineage: Eukaryota; Metazoa; Mollusca; Bivalvia; Pectinida; Pectinidae. The transcript is spliced from 3 exons. The record is from RefSeq and is a predicted model, not a curated record. Gene Ontology annotation, biological process: regulation of transcription by RNA polymerase II. The coding region runs from base 275 to 8293 and encodes 2672 amino acids. Gene Ontology annotation, cellular component: nucleus.
UUACAUCGCACAAUUACAAAGUGUACUAGUCAUAUUCGCGGGAUUGUUAACACCACACAAGGCCACGAGGCGGACAUUUCUCUGGUACGCGAUGUCAGCACAAAGUGUUUUGGGGAUGUCGACAUGGACAUGUUAGCUCUAGAAAGGUGUCUACAACAGAAAAUAGACUUUUUAAUCUAUUGUCUUACCAAGAUGGAGCUCACCUAAUCAACAUACCAAGAAGUGAAUAAGUGUAAAGACACCUCAUUUGCCAUUGGAUUGAUUGUAUGAAAACAUGUCCGGACUACGUAGUGACGUCAUGAAUGGGUCACAGGAAGAUGAGGAAAUGUCACUAAACACUCAGGAUGAAUUAAACGAUGAGUCACGAGAGGGCACGAAUGACAUACCAAGCGACAUAUCCACACAGAAAAGUGCCGAAGUUACUGUGAAGGCGCAAAAGCCUCAACGUCAAAAUCCCUCGCCAUAUCCAUGUCAUGUGUGUCGACAGUGUUUUGAACGCCCGCUCGACUUUUGGACCCAUCUGAAGACGCACGUGGGUUUACUCCAAGCUAGCGACUUCCUGUUAUGCGUUGUGUGUGGAACAAGAUUUAAGGAAGAGGAAGAAAUAUCCAAACACCUGACUACUCAUUCUGAUGACGAGAUCUCGCGAUGCGAGGUGUGCAGUGAACCAUACAACCACUUCACGCGCUUACAUACGGGUCCCAAGCCAUUUAAGUGUAGUCUAUGUCUUCGAACAUUCCGGAAAAGUAAAGAAUUCCAUUCUCACCUAAACUCGCAUUCAGGUAACGAUGACUAUAGUUGUGAGAUUUGUGGGAAGGGCUUCUCGCGGAAAGACCGACUCCGUAUUCACAGACAACAGGAACAUGGCAUAAAAUUGAACGAGUGUCCGAUUUGUAGAAAGCGUUAUGAAGAGUCCUUUGAAGAACACAAAAUGACUCAUAACAAAUACAUGUAUGUCGAGUGCGAUGAGUGUCACAAGGUGUUCAGUGCUAUUCGCAGCUUGGCUAAACAUCACGAGUUUCAUAACAAAACAAAUAGUUUCACUUGUAACCCCUGUGGUAUUAAAUUCAAUGACGUCGCCCUUAUGAAAGAUCAUGUGAGGAAACACUUGCCUAAGGCCACGCAUGAGUGCAAUUUUUGCCAGUUAAGAUUUUUUACUGUCGACGAUCUCAACUCGCAUAUGAAAACACAUACGGGGACCGUGUCUAGUCGGUAUUCUUGUACCGAAUGUUGGUCUGACUUUCCCAACGAGAGAAGAUUGCGUGAACAUCAGCAGAAAGCAAAACAUACGUCCUGUCGACAUUUUCAGUGUAGCUUUUGCCCUAAACGAUUCCUUGCAUUGAAAUCACUCUACCGGCAUGAGAAGGUCGCUCAUAUGCAUGUGCGGCACACAUGUAAGUUUUGUGAACUUACGUUUGCUCAUCCGAGGAAUCUCACUUCUCACGUGACUAACAUUCACCCAGGUAAAUCUUUAGGUCACUACUGUGCCCUAUGUAAAAUCACUUUCAGUAAUGCUACAGAAUUAGAUUCUCAUAACAAGAAACAACACUCUUACGCGACGAGCGGAAUCGUACAGACAUCAUCAGAAAUUGCAAAUUCAAAGGAAACAUCUUCAUCGGUGACCUCGUCAGUAAUCAAUAACGUAAAAGAUGGAGGUAGCACACCCAACUUGGCAAAAAAUAAUAAAACUCCAAAUGGUUCUUACACUGGACGGUCUGUAAAUGAAAUCCAAAAUGUGAAUACCGAAGAUGAUGAGACGGACGGAACAGGCAAGGAACUUGGGGAAGUAGGUAACGAAGACAAAGACACUACGGUAUUUGUCUGUCGAUUCUGUGGGAGGCGCUUCUCUAUAAAGCAUUUUUGGCGUCUACAUAGCAAGAGACACAAAGCCGUGGAAAGUGUUAAAAGGUGUGAAAAAUGUCGUAAACUGUUUGGCAGCCUAGAACAGUUCACAAAUCAUCGUUGUGUCGAGAUAAGCCCGUACGAGUGCGAAAUAUGUGACGAACCCUUUGCUAGCGCGUAUCUUCUGAUGAAACAUCGGGCUAUACACAGGGGACCAGUGCACAAAUGCGACAAAUGCAACAGACUGUUUACUCGAAAGUGUAAUUUAGAAAGACACAUGGUCAAAAGCCAUUCCUGGACAUCGGAUUACGAUUGUAUAUUGUGUUCAAAGUCUUUCUCGUGUAAGCAGGCACAUUCCUUUCAUCUUUUAUCACAUAUCCGAACAACAAAUACAUGUACAGUUUGCAACGUCGCGUUUCGAACCCCGGAUGAAUUCGAUGAACAUGUAGAGGGGAAUCAUAAGAUUGGAAACAUGUACAAGUGUCAAGUAUGUACUGAUGAGUUUGAUUCCAUCAUGAGCUACCAGGUUCAUCAACUUACACAUGAUGUCAGUGUUGCUCACAAGUGUAAGGUUUGCAAUAUGAUCUUCAAAAACGAACUGCAACUGCGUUCCCAUCAGAAGGUGCAUAAGUCCUCGUCAAAUAUCAUAUGUAAUUGGUGCGGCUUGGAAUUUAAAAAUAUUAUGAGACUUCGCAAACACCAGUACCGGAAUAGGUGUUGGAAGGGGAGAUCUUUCCAAUGUAUCAUCUGUGGAGACAACUUCCAACGUCUAGACCUUCUGCAAAUGCAUACAAAAACGCAUUUAAAAUCAAAUGUGUUGUCCGCUGAGCCUGUAAGGAACGAUUGUGUUGUUCGCGGCAGUGGUAACGACGAAAUUGGUGACGUCAGAGAAAAGAACCCGGUAGAUCACUUGUCAGCCAACUUUGACGAUGACGACGAUGCUCCGGAUUCAGCAACAACGAUGUCAGGAAUGGAGGAGUGUAAUAGCGAUAUUAGUGGUGGUUCUUUGCCUCGUUCUGAGUUUUUGAAUGCAGAUGAUGUUACAGUGAACGAGGACAUAGAAGGGUGUGACGACCCUGGACAAAGCCACAUUGGCAGUGUAAUGUUCAGCUGUGGAGUCUGUAACAAAGAAUUCUCUACCCAUUCAGAGCUUCAUCUCCACAUUAACAACCACAAUGUAGAGUCACAUAGUAUGACAUCUGACCAGUUAUCGCGUUGUCAUGACAAUGAGCCAUUGGAAAUAAACACAAAUCAUCCCCAGUCUUCUGCGUCAGAGCAUCACAAUGAUUCUCCUGGAGUUUGCCAAAAGAGUCCAAAUCAAAUUGUAGACGACGAAAGUGGCAAAUCCCAAGGACCUGUUAUAAGUGACGAUGAUCAGAUGGGCAGAAACAAGGGCAUUCAUGAUUCAGAUCUUUACAUGUGUGGAUUGUGCGAAGAUAUCUUUCAGAAUAUUGAAAUGUUGAACGAUCAUAUUUCCAAACAUGCAAACGACAGGAACUCUUACAGGUGCGGUAUAUGUAGUAAGGUACUCUCUUCGAUACUGUCCUUCCACACCCACUGUGCCAGUCACGUGGCUAGUGACGGUGAACCUGAACCAGUUAACGGCGGUAACAAAACAGGACGGGUUAAUGUUUUUGAUAUGGCGUUCUUGACACUAUCAAAUCAUUCUGAUAGUCAUACAUGUCCAAAUGAAGAUGAAACAUCUACUGCUAGUCAGAAUGCUGAUGAAACUAUUCUAAAACAGAGUUUGAAAGAUAUUCCAAAACAAAUAAAAGAAGAACGCCCCGGUAUUUUCGAUAUUUUGAAAUUUGAUAAUGUUGAAAUGAAAGCGACCAAUCCUUUGAAAUGCGAUAUUUGUGGACAGACAUUUGAUUCCAAGCAUGAAAAACGUCGUCACAAAAAACAACACACAAGCGAGAAGGAGACACAGGUUGAUGAACAGAGUAAUUGUAGUAAAGUAGAGACAGAACGAACUUGUUACAAUUCCGUGUCAGACGCUACACUUGAAACACGCAACGUGGUAGAUUCUUUGAUGCUAUAUAAAUGCGGUAUAUGCCAAUUAUCGUUUUGUGUGCCAUCAAAACUCGUUGAUCACAUCAAGGUGCAUUUAGAUACAGAUGUGUCUGCAUUGUGUUCCGCGGACAGCGAGUCACCGAUGGUGUCGGUCGAUCACACCGGUGAUGACACAAACGUCGAAGAUCCCGUUGUACCUUCCCUGUCUGUCAGUGAUAACACAACUGACUCAUCAGGGGACAUGAAACACACUUGUCGUACUUGCAAACGUGUGUUUCCAUCUGCCGAUUCUUUGUAUUCUCAUUGUCAUGAUCAUGUCGCAUUGCCGAGAAUCAAGAUCUAUAGAUUUCGUUCAUUUGAUGAAGACUUUUCAGGGUCGGUCCUUGUCGGGAAUCAUCCUGGCAUGACCAAGAAGGGAGUUUAUAAUGAACAGUUUAGUAGGGAUGUUGGAUAUGAGGUGCAAGGCACGGAUAAUCAGGCAAGACGUUAUCAAAUUUCAGAUCGAUCAUCGAUUCAAAGUGGCGAUCGGUUUUUAUCCGUCGGAAACAGUAAAAACCGUAUGCACAAACACAUAGAUCCGAUGUUGCCCGCUAUUUCAAGACCAAGUGCAAAUAAACAUACCAAUAGUCAAAUAACGAAGUUACCUUCUCACUCUGGUACCGCCGACGCUUCUCGUGACAGUAACACAUCUCGUUGCAAGCCAGUUUCUGCGUUGAAGUGUAAAAUCUGCUCGCGCAUGUUUGGUUCUGCGCAUGGAAUGGACGUACACUACCAAAUGGCUCAUAAUUUAGAGACCGUCAAGAAGCGUAUGUCCUCGCAGACACGCUCCUCAUGCACACGUUGCAACAGAACCUUUCCUUCGGCUCACGCACUUCAUGUUCACGAGGGGAUGGUACACUCAGAGUAUAAGACCAGUUACAAAUGCACUACAUGUGGCAUGGGGUUUCUGAGCAAAUUAAAACUUCAGGCACACAUCGAAAUCCACAAAGAUGGAGAAUACGACGAAGCCACUGCAAGGAAAACUCCAUACAAGUGUGUAAUGUGUAAUAGAGCCUUCAGUUCAGUCCAUGGGAUUCGCUUACACGCUUAUCAUCAUACCGAUGUAGAGGACACAAGUAAUCACAAAUACCGCUGUCUUCUCUGUAAGAUAUCUUUUGACACUAUUUUGCAGCUUCGUUCUCACGUCACAGUGGUCCACAAUGAUUACAAGCAUUGCAAUUUUAUGGAUGACUCGACUGAUAGAAUGAACGAUUCUUCAUCAAAGAAAGAAAAAUCUAGCCGUGAUAUUAAUGCAAGUAGUAGGCGAGAAGAGUAUCUAUCCAAAGCUACCGACUCCAACAGAGAGUUGGUUUCGAAUGGCAGAACUGCUGAACGCUCAUCUAAAUCUACAUUAAGUUCGACGUCUUCAUCAGUACGGCUCAAGUCAUCGACAGUACAACCCGCAGACACUCAAUACAGACCCUGCCAGUGUUUGGUCUGUAAUAGAGUAUACCCGUCCACGUUUGUACUUCGCCAAAAUUGUAAGCAUUGUCAUACCGUCACCAAGGUUCUUUUCCCGUACAAAUGUCUGAUCUGCCAAAAGAAGUAUAGUACAAUCAGAGGAAUUAGGAUCCAUAUGCUUUCUCAUGUUGACAAUGAUUUGAAAAAGUCACAGAAGAGGCGUUCUGACGAUACUGCCACUUCCGGUAUUAUUUCGAGAAAAAAUCUAAAAUUAUCCGAAAAUUCACCGAAUACAGCAACAAAUGGCAAACAGAAAUUAUCUAAUCAGUGCUUAAUGUGUGGUCGGAUAUUUAACUCGGGACGUGGGCUUAGGAUCCACAUGCAAAGUCACCCGAAAUUUAAUCUCUCCGUCCGUCAAGUAGUUUUCCAAUCACCGCACUCAACUAAGCAACCGGUAUCCAUGGAAACCAAAUCACCUAGUCCUGUAUAUCAGAAUGAAAGCAUUUCCGAAACCAUGAAGAGUGGAACGAUGAGGUACAGAUGUCGCCUGUGUCCACGACAGUUCAUCUCGACAACAAUUAUGCUACGUCACAUGAAAUCUCACAAAAACAAGUUCCAAUGCGACAUGUGUUGUGAGGUAUUCAGCGAUGCGUGGUCAUGUGAGACACACAGGAGUUCACAUAAGGUCAAUGUAACGCAUGCAUGUGAUCUCUGUCUGAAGAUAUUCCCCACCCUGAGCAGCCUGGUACAUCAUAGGAAAUCGCACACCGGGAAAUCCCUUCCCUACCGUUGUGAUGCAUGCAACGACGAGUUUAAGACCAUCGAUGAACUGAGAUUACACUGUAAACGUCAUAUAAAUGACGACCAGGGUGAGGACAAUGAGGAAAAUCCAGGAACUGAAAACAACAUUAAUGAUAAGGAGAUUCCGGUCAUAAAUCUAAACGGCGGGGAACACAAAAAAACAAAAGACGAGGAUUCAGUAGAUGAGCAUGCAUACAAAUGCGAUAUUUGUGAUAAGAGUUUUAAAAGUAUUGAAGAAAUUAAAGACCACUGCAGAUCACAUACAGAAAACGAGAGUCCUGAAUUAAUAUCUAGGGCGGAUGUUGAGGCUAUGAAAGUGUCUGGGUCGAACAUUUACCGAUGUAACAUAUGUGACAAAGAAUAUUCGGCCUCAUUUAGCCUGGAGCGCCAUUACAGGAUCCAUGAGGGCGAGAGGAUGUACAUAUGUCAUAUCUGUGAUAAGACAUUCCAACAAUCUUCCAGUUUACGCGAACAUCUGUUGUCACAUCACCAAGACGCCCUGUAUAAAUGUAACGUUUGUGGCCUGCAGUACAAUUGUAUGAAGACGUUGUCAACCCAUAAAAGAACGCAUACCCAGUACGCGACAGAGAGUUGUUUAUUAUGUUCCAAAGAGUUUUUAAAUCAGCAAGACUUUAUGAAUCACAAAAAGGAAUGUGAAAUUCAGAGACCAUAUGUGUGUGAUAUAUGUGGGAAGGGAUGUAUUCGUAAAGGCCAACUAACGGAACACAGGCGAAUUCACCAGGACACUCGAAUAUACAGCUGUUUCAUCUGCGACAACCGAUACACGCACGCGCAUAAUCUGAAACGUCACAUGGAAGCAGCACACGGCAAAAACAUACCCCGUGCUUCAAUAACGAAUAUGAUGUACGCCCCUUACAGUAAUGAAGUAAAAGUCGAACAAGAUUUUAACAGAGAAAUAAGUCUAAAAGGCAGAGACCAGCCAAAUGUUGAAUGUAGUGCGACCGGAGCACAGGUUCCAACAGCGACCAAUCGUUCGGUAGCUGAUGAUCACAACUACAAAUGUACACAAUGUAACGAAUACUUCGUGUCAGUAAGUGCUCUACAGCGACACACAGUUAUACACACUAGGGAUAGUUCAAAUCACACGUGCAAUUUGUGUGGGAAGACUACGACCACACUAAAAGGAAUCAGACGUCAUAUGAGCAUCCACAAUGAAAAAAAUCAUAGUGUGUGUCGAAUUUGCGGAGUCAUUUUUCAAAACAAGACAUUAUUACGAAGACACAUACAUAUUCACACAAGGAACAAACUCAAGUGUGAUAUAUGUGAAAUGACACUGGACAGUACAAAUAUGUUAAAAGAACAUUUACUUUCCCACAUGAUACUCCGGUGCAACAUUUGUAGUGACGAGUUUCCAUCUCGGAAUCACCUGACGAAACAUUUACAAACACACUCGAGGGAAGAAGGAGGAAAUACGAAGACGCUAUCUGAGACGUCUUUCGGCGAGAAACAAAAUAUUCAGCAAGAUGUUGAUACGACGGACGCUACGAAGAGUACUCAACAACACCAAUGCUGCGUGUGUGGACAAACAUACAAGAAAUCAAAUGAAUUGGAAAAGCAUUUAUGGAAUAAUCACGGUGAGAGACAGGUCACGUGUGACAUCUGUCCUGAUCGGUUUGCCAGCCAGGACGGUCUCAAACGUCACAUACUUCAGAAGCACAAAUCGGCAUUACAUAAAUGCCGGGAGUGUAAAGCAACAUUUACCUCACUAGAAAAUCUACAAUCCCACAUCGCGGAAGUACAUCCUCAGCAGCCAUACGCCUGUACAACGUGUAACAUACAGUUCCAAUCCAUGUCGGAGAAACACCGUCAUAUGACGUCAGUUCAUGGGCAAAAUGUGAAUUCGCCAGUCAGAUUGAUUGAACCUGAUACUUCCAUGGACACCAAACAAAGGUUCAUUUGUAGAUGUAAGGUCUGCAACAAACGCUUUUAUUCCGUUGUGGACCGACAAUUACACAUGGUUCAAGUUCAUGGCACUGUAAACUACAGGACAACCUGUUCUAUAUGUGGUCAGAUGUUUUCUAGUAAUGCUCGCCGCAGGAAGCACGAGGCUCUACACUUAGGAAAACUUAUCCCAUGUCCAAUAUGUCAGAGAGCAUUCAAAACUAAGACAGCAAUGGCUAAUCACCGCCGAUGUCACUCCAGAGAAACAAAUACAUUUAGCACACGUAAGCAGUGAUUCGUCAGGCAAAACUCCUUGAAGUACUCAUUUGAAUUCAUCCAUAUAUAUUAUGUUAAAUCCACUACGAACGUAAAGCCAUCUACCACGAUUGAAAACCAUUAUCAACACAUCUGACACUUGGUAUCUGCUAUUUUGUAUUUCAAACAGUAAAUCAUUAUAUCGUGUAACUUUUAAAACAAAUUAAAAAAUAAUUAUUACAUGUAACUCGAUUUUUUUUGUUGAUUCAUGUCGAUGAUAAUACUAUAAUAGAUUAACAAACAAAACUGUAAAUGAUGGUAAUGUGUCCAAUAUUAGUGGAUGUGUAGUGAUGUACUGUAUAAAUGAUGGUAAUGUGUACAAUAUUAGUGGAUGUGUAUUGAU